This is a messenger RNA of Physcomitrium patens, 1513 nucleotides long. The record is from RefSeq and is a predicted model, not a curated record. Lineage: Eukaryota; Viridiplantae; Streptophyta; Bryopsida; Funariales; Funariaceae.
AGGCAACGGGAGCGGCGGAGACAAUGGCCCCAUACACGGCGCGAUUCUCAAUCGCAAAAACCGAGAUCCAUCGGCAACCAGCGGCAACCAGCGGCAAUUCGCGCGGCGCCCCCAAUUGAGCAGCUCAAGCAUGAGGCAGUAUUGCAGGGAGUUCAGGGUGAGCUCGAUGCCUCCGGGGUCGAGCAAGUGCCACCCUCGUCCGCCAUUAAUGUGUUUGUGACGGGGCAGCCCGGGGUGGGCAAGACCUCGCUGGUGCUGAACGCGGUAAAGAAGCUGCCCAAAGAUGCUGUUGCGGGGUUUUAUACUUUAGACGCGCUCAAUCCCAAGUCAGGGGAGAAGAUAGGCCUGGAUGUGGAGACUUUCGCUGGGGAGAGGGCGCCUUUGUCGAGAUUGCGUCGCGGAUGUGGUCCUAAAGUGGGGAAGUACUAUUUUGCAUCGGAGGCAUUCGAGAAAACGGUGUUGCCAUUGCUGACUCCAAGCAAGGCAAUCAAGCUGCAUGUGGUGGAUGAAGUGGGACGCAUGGAGCUGCAGAGCGAUCAGUUUAAGAAAUCCUUAAUGGCGUUGCUGGCUUCUCCCCAGGUGGCCGUGUUUGGCUCCCUCCCUGCCUGUAGGUUUGGCCAUGAUUUGCCCUUUGUUGAAGCGAUUAAGCGGCGCCCAGAUACCGCCAUCCUGACCCUGACGAAAUCCAACCGCGACGCGGCAGCGUUGCAAGUCGAGGAUCUGUUGAAGAACAUCGUCGGGAGUGCCGCCAGUGGAGUUGUAGCGUCGAUUCUGGAUUUUCAGCCUGCAAGUACUGGCUCGUCGGACUCCUUUCGGAACUUUUCCAACCCUAUCCCCUCAGAUAUCUUCUCGUCUCCGGAUAUUCAACGUCACUUAGAUGUAGAGGAACCAGCUGAGAAGAGAAGGAAAAUGAUGCCGGACCAGUCGCUUUUGUGACGGACGGAUCAGUGCCACUUGCCUCAGACGAUGCAACCUAUGUUGCUUCAUUCCGGUUUGAAUAAUCGCUCUGGUGCGAGUGACAAUCUGCUAGUGCUGGUUUCUUUAUGAUUGAUGGAUGAGGCCUGGCAGAUACGAAGAGUGUAUUAGCUACAUAGAUAAACCAUGAGAUGGGGGAUGACAUCCUCCUCUAUCACCGUUUCUUUCGUGCAUACAUCCUUCACUAGUGCACACGUCUUGUGCACCGUGACGGUGAUGAAAUCGAUGGAGCUAAAUUAGGGUUCAGUGAAUGAAUAUGAUAGGGGCAUAUUGGUCAUUCGAAGCUUGCCCUCUUCAUCCUUGAUUGCAGGUUCGCGUCUGCAUCUUGUGAAAAUCAUACUGAUGUGAUUGCAGACCUGCUGUUAGGCAGUCUCUAGUCGGAGAUUUGGUACAGAUUCUCCUCGUGCUGUGUGUCAGCACGCGACAUGCGCCACGAAUUUUCAUGUCCAUUUUGUGAGCUCUCAUGUACACCUAACAGAAGACAGUUGUACACUAUGUCCCGAACAUCUUGCCAAAUGAAUUCCCUUUUGGUGUUGUC